Abrus precatorius (Indian licorice) is the source of this 1385-nucleotide messenger RNA. RefSeq lists its product as uncharacterized. The record is from RefSeq and is a predicted model, not a curated record. Gene Ontology annotation, cellular component: mitochondrion. Gene Ontology annotation, molecular function: protein-containing complex binding. The transcript is spliced from 7 exons. The coding region runs from base 81 to 992 and encodes 303 amino acids. NCBI's taxonomy places the organism in Eukaryota, Viridiplantae, Streptophyta, Magnoliopsida, Fabales, Fabaceae.
AUAUAUACCCCUUAAAUUUAGCGUGGAGGUGGAUGGUUCUUCAACACAGUUCAUUCUUGUUUCACAUGUGCUAAGCUGAAAUGGCGUCGUUUUUGUCUCUCCCUGCCGUUUCGCCUCGUCCCAUUCCCAGUGCCUUCUCUAUCAGAAGACCUUUCUUUCAAACUCCACCCACCUUCCAUUUCAAAAAUCACCGGUUUGCGGUUAACUGCAGUUAUGCAGAGGCAGGUGUCAGUGACGAUUUUAAAUCUGCCACAAUAGAUGUUGUGGCUGAUGUUAAAAGUGAACGGAUUGUAGUCUUAGGAGGCAAUGGCUUUGUUGGCUCUGCCAUUUGCAAGGCAGCAGUAUCCAAAGGCAUAGAAGUCAUAAGCCUAAGCAGGUCAGGCCGUCCUAAUUUUGCUGACUCAUGGGUAGAUCAGGUUACUUGGAUUUCAGGAGAUGUUUUUUAUGUGAACUGGGAUGAAGUACUUGUUGGAGCUACUGCUGUUGUUUCAACCCUCGGAGGAUUUGGUAGCGAGGAACAGAUGAGAAGGAUUAACGGUGAGGCCAACGUUGUGGCUGUGAAUGCUGCAAAGGAAUUUGGAAUUCCCAAGUUCAUCUUGAUCUCAGUUCAUGAUUAUAACUUACCGUCAUUUGCACUUUCAUCUGGAUACUUCACGGGAAAGAGGAAAGCAGAAUCUGAGGUUCUCUCAAAAUAUCCUAAUUCAGGUAUUGUCUUAAGACCUGCUUUCAUAUAUGGGAAAAGGAGAGUGGAUGGUUUUGAGAUUCCUUUGGAUUUGGUAGGGGAGCCAGCAGAAAGAAUUCUAAGGGCAAUAGAGAACUUCACAAAACCUUUAAGCUCUCUUCCUGCUUCUGAUCUACUCUUGGCUCCACCUAUUAGUGUUGAUGAUGUAGCGUUGGGGGUUAUCAAUGGUGUCAUAGAUGAUGAGUUCUUUGGUAUUUUUACAAUUGACCAGAUCAAGGAAGCCGCUGAAAAAGUACGGGUAGGGGUAUGAUCCACUUAUAUGCGUGGAGUCAAACAAGAUAAAGUAGACCAAAAGCUGCAAUCAGAAUUAUUGUACAGGGGGUAACUACAAUGAGGCCAUUUUCCUCAUUAAAUCUUUGUGUUCAUAUCGACAAUAUUUGGAGCAAAAUCUUAUGGGAAAGUGUGGGGGAAGAAUGGUGUUGAAAAUAUAUUAAAUGAGGUACAUACCUUUUUUUUAUUAUAGAAGUAUUAUUAGUUUAUGAGUGGACCAUUCGACAAGUUCACAAACCAUCGUACGAACUAGUGACUUAUUUAGUGGCCACCAAUUGUUCGAUUUGUAAAUACAAGUUGUGCUGUAAUUAUCUAUUUCGUCUUGCUGUAUUUGCUCCACAUUGGAAUAUGGCUUUAAUUUAUAGUAAUUAAC